Messenger RNA from Diaporthe batatas, 804 nucleotides. RefSeq lists its product as uncharacterized. Gene Ontology annotation, molecular function: protein heterodimerization activity. Gene Ontology annotation, cellular component: kinetochore; nucleoplasm. The transcript has 4 exons. Gene Ontology annotation, biological process: mitotic cell cycle; kinetochore assembly; chromosome segregation. The record is from RefSeq and is a predicted model, not a curated record. Bases 124 to 360 code for a protein of 78 amino acids. NCBI's taxonomy places the organism in Eukaryota, Fungi, Ascomycota, Sordariomycetes, Diaporthales, Diaporthaceae.
CGAAAGUCAACAAGCACAGCUCGGACCGCAUACGGCAACAGCAUCGACCUGACAAAGCUCGCCUGCGAACCAGCCAACACCCAUCGACCGAUACUGACAUCGGGCACGCAGCAAGACGACGAGAUGGCGCCAGGACAGAAGAUGUACCCUCGCGCGACGGUGAAAAAGAUCGUCAAGGCCCACUCCAACUGCAAUGUCAGCAAGAAUGUCGACGUGACGAUGUUCCUCGACUAUGUCAUCUUCAUGCAAACGCUGGUGAAAGAGGCGGGAAUCGAGUCGAAGCAGGCUGGCGAGAGGGGCAUCACAGCCAGGAGUGUCAAGAAGACUACAGGAAAUACACUUGCAAAGUUCAAGGGGUGAAGGGGCCUCGACGCAGCUGUCGAUCCCCCCAAACCUCACGCGUCAAGUCAUGGUCGCGUGCCUAACCAUUUCUUCUUGGAGAAGAGCACAGACCCUCCUCGCCCAACACACCACAGCAUAGCAUGUCGGCAACGCGAUCUGAGGUGCAGAUAGAAGAUGUGCGGUGGCUGGCCGCAUCCAGCAUACGAGCACACUCCACCUUCCGUUGAGGCUGAAGGGCCAGUCUUGGGCUGCAUGUAUGCACCAUUGGCCGGAUGAGGAGGGCGGCGUGUUAGCAGACGCCGGGCCCACAGCGGGAGCUACUGGAGCUACCACCUAGGUCCUGAAGGACGGAAUAGAUUCCUGCAGGAAUGUGCAGGCUUGACUUGGGUCGGAUGCGACACACAAGUUCCGAUAUGUACGUAGUACGCUCAUUGAAAAAUACGAGCAUGGGUCAUGGUUGAA